AUGGGCAUCCUCGGCCUGCUCAGGGAGCUCGAGGGCGUGCAGCGGGACGCCCACGUGAGGGAGUACGCGGGCCGCGCGGUGGCCGUGGAUGCCCUCGCCUGGCUGCACGCGGGGCUGUCCGCGAACGCCCUGGAGCUGGCGACGGGGGUGCCGAGCCAGAACAUCGCCUUCUGCAUGAGGCGGGCCCGCAUGCUGCAGAGCUGGGGCGUGGAGCCGAUACUGGUUUUCGACGGGGACCCGCAGCCCGCGAAGCGCCUCACGGACGAGGGGAGGAGGCAGCGGCGCGCGGAGCGGCGCCGUGAGGGCGAGGCGCAUCUCGCUCGGGGCGACCUGCACGGUGCUCGGAAGUGCUUCGUGCAGGCUGCCAGCGUCAGCGCCGAGAUGGUCGCCGCGGGUCACCGAAGGGAGGCGGCCAGCAUACGGUACGUGGUAGCGCCCUACGAGGCCGACGCGCAGAUCGCCUACCUGCUCCGGCACGGCCACGCUGCGGCGGGCGUGGCGGAGGACAGUGACCUCCUGGCGCUGGGCUGCAGGCAGGUCCUGUUCAAGCUGUCAGGCGAUGGCCAGUGCAAGGAGGUGACACUGGACAGCGCUCUGGGCCCAAGGACUUUCGAGGAGUUCCAGGCAGCCUGCAUACUCAUGGGGUGCGACUACCUGCCGCGGCUGCCCAGGGCCGGCCCCAAGACGGCCUUCCGCCUGGUGGAGCGCGCGGGCGCGCGGCCGGAGGCGAUUGUGCGCGAGGCGCUCGCCAUGGGGCUCGAGGUGCCCGCGGGCUACCUGGAGGGCUUCCGGCGGGCGCGCGAGACGAUGCGGCGCCAGGAGGUGGUGGACCCCGUGUCGCUCCUCAGGGUGCCUCUCUCCUCUGACGCCGCGGUCGGCGAGCUCGGCGGCUGCGGCGGGGACCGAGGCGGUGCGGAGGGCCCGGAGACGCCGCGGCGUCCGCCCUCACCGCUGCGGAAGCCAGGCCGGCGCCCGCUCGACGACGCCGCCGCUGCCGCCCCCCGCGCCAGCCCAGGGGGCGCCGCCCGCCGGAGAGCCCCGUCGUGCGGCCCGGGACGGGCCCCGGAGGCUGCCACUGCCGCGGCGCCUUGCCAAGAGGAGCAGCUGUGCGCCGCUGACGCCGCCCCCGACGAGGAG
This is a messenger RNA of Prorocentrum cordatum, 1137 nucleotides long. The record is from the annotation of a GenBank genome assembly. NCBI's taxonomy places the organism in Eukaryota, Dinophyceae, Prorocentrales, Prorocentraceae.